GGACAAAUCAGUCCAGUAGUGGAAUAAAAGAGGUGCGCCAAGUAAUAUUGAAGGUGCGCCGAGAACGUCCGUUUUCACAAGUUCGGCAACUUGUGUAAAAGCACAGCGUAAUAGACAUCAAUGACACAUUUGGAUAUGGUUGUUCAGCCGAAUCUGCGGCAAAAAGCUGAUUCAAAGAGGCAACGAAUUUACGCCAACAGAGAGAAUGAAGAACGGAUGUCUGUAGACGAAGAGGGAGACGGGGUCGACGAGGGAGAGGAUGAAGACGAAGACGGCGAAGAAGAGGAUGAAAAAUACUGGUGGGAGGAUGAAGACGACGGGAUGCCGAAUUGGUAUCUCAGGAGUUACCUUUCACCCGACGAUGAAGACCGCAAGGAGCCGAUUGAUGCUUGUCCGUGUCGCGCGCAUAAUCUUGGUGAUCGCAGCAAACAGAUUAAUUUAGCUGGCCUUUCAGACGUGGUGGAGUUGAUUAGCGUCGAGAUUCGUGGAGAUGGGUGUCCUGACUUGAGCAAAAUCUGGGGAAUUGUCGAUGUUCAUGGGAUCUAUGGACACAUUUUGUUUGAUGUGAAGAAAAGUGACGCAACUGCCCCCUUACCACCGUCAUCUUCCAGCGCGAAACUGCAACUUCCCUUGAAUCGGGGGCCUAAUAGCCCGGAAGGCUGUCAAAUGAGUGAGAAAUAUGCCAUCUAUGUCUGUCUGAGGGAGAAAGGUACUGGCAAAUCGCUGGUAUAUGAUGAACUUUCUGGUGAGGCUCCCUGUAUGUACGCGGAACUCUAUUUUGAUGGAAAACUUACCCCUGCUGCCUCUUUUUCAGAAGACUUUAGAAAGUGUAAGGCCAACCCUUAUGGGCUUAGAGAAGAAUACCUUGCUUAUGGUCCUUCUAGGCUUCCAACUCCAAUCUUGGCCAAGUGGAUUGUUCAUCCUCUUGCUCUUCGAGCUGCCAUAAGAAUGGAGGUUUUGUUUCCAGCAGACAAGGGAGGCAGCAGUGAUGAUUGCUUGAAGCUUUACGGGGAGGUCACUGCUAGUUCCUGCAGAGUUAAGAAGCUCAAAACCCUGCUUUUCCACCACCAAUCAGAAGAAGGAAUACAAGUUACUCGCCUAGAACCUGGAAUUCCUCUUUCCAGAUCAGUCGUUGGUGUGUCUUUCCUCUUCUCGCUCCGACUCCAAUUGAGUCUACAUGUUGUGGGCAGAACGCCUUUGCCUGAUGUGCAAGAAAUGCUAAUCUUUCAUGCAUUUCCAGGAAAGCAUGAAAAGACUCCGCUAGACCUUAGUACAUCUGAGUUAUUUAAUCCUGACUACGCUAUAGAGGCACGGAAGAGGUUUCUUAAAAAAAAAUUGUAGGAGUUCAGGUGUGUGUGACGUGAUAUUUUAUGGCAUAUAAGCCCUACCAUCUUUUAGUGUAGACUUGUCUAAGUUUGUUCUCUUGCAUUACCCAUUAGAAGCAGUUUCUCUUUUUCAUUAUGCAUCCUUCUCUUCAAGUUUCAUGAAUGACAAUGUGCUGCUUUCCAUCAAUCUAUCUGGAUAAAUGGUAUGCCCAACUGAUCUGAGUGUUUACUUGAAUUGGAGACAAGGGAUUGGGAUUACAUAUGAACGGAGGCAAGACAACAUUUCUCAUUCAUGAGUACCUGCAACGUGGGGAGACAUUUCAGCCACUGUAGGUUUGUGAUUGCAUCAUUAUGUUGUAAACUCUGCUUCAUUGUAAUACUAUUAACAAUUAUCAUUGUUAUUAUUAUCUUUUUGUUGUUCUGUAAGACUGCUUCUGUAUUGCUACUUUUGAAAAAAUAAAGCAUGGUCUUAGUAUUUAUGCAAUUCUUUUCGUUGCCAAGUACGUAGUAGCUGUUUACAUAUUGCAGGCUGAGGCUUGAGGCUUGUAAUGACGUGGCUUUAGCCAUAGAUUCAAAUGAAGGAAAAAAUGUAAAAUUUUAUGCAACAAC
Messenger RNA from Cuscuta epithymum, 1934 nucleotides. NCBI's taxonomy places the organism in Eukaryota, Viridiplantae, Streptophyta, Magnoliopsida, Solanales, Convolvulaceae. The record is from the annotation of a GenBank genome assembly.